This is a messenger RNA of Peronospora matthiolae, 144 nucleotides long. The record is from the annotation of a GenBank genome assembly. NCBI's taxonomy places the organism in Eukaryota, Oomycota, Peronosporomycetes, Peronosporales, Peronosporaceae.
AUGCAGACAACAACAAGACAAGGAGAAGCAGGUGAGGAACACACGGUGAGGGAGGCGACGCGACGAGACGAGACGCAGGCGCCCACGUGGAGCCUGCUCGCGGACAAACGUCUUCGUCGUCGCGUUGCCAAGGAAACUGAAUAG